Molecule: messenger RNA, 635 nt
Organism: Vanessa tameamea
Lineage: Eukaryota; Metazoa; Arthropoda; Insecta; Lepidoptera; Nymphalidae
Gene: LSm1
Product: Like Sm 1
Exons: 3
Coding region: 122-538 (138 amino acids)
Biological process (GO): deadenylation-dependent decapping of nuclear-transcribed mRNA
Cellular component (GO): Lsm1-7-Pat1 complex; P-body
Molecular function (GO): RNA cap binding
Source: RefSeq, a predicted model, not a curated record
ACUCAACUACUCAGUCAGUUGUCACUUGUCAUACUUAACCGGGUAGGAAAUUGGAAUACAUUUUUGCUAAUGUUUCUAUAAAUUCUAUUAUAUUGCAUUUAUUCGAAAAUAAAGAAUCAGGAUGUCAAAUAAUGUUAAUCCACUAGCAGGAACAGCACAUUUGUUGGACGAAUUGGACAAAAAACUCAUGGUGUUGCUGCGCGAUGGCAGGACAUUGAUCGGCUAUUUACGCUGCGUGGAUCAGUUUGCAAAUUUAGUUUUACACAAGACAAUAGAAAGGAUUCACGUCGGCCGGGAAUACGGUGAUAUUCCGCGAGGUAUAUUUAUUGUUAGAGGAGAAAAUGUUGUCCUAUUAGGUGAAAUUGAUAAGGAUAAAGAAGAUAGUCUGCCAUUGACAGAAGUAUCAGUUGAUGAUAUCCUAGAUGCUCAAAGAAGAGAACAAGAUGCUAAAAUAGAACAACAGAAAUUACUUUCAAAAGCGCUCAAAGAAAGGGGACUUAAUUUAUUAGCCGACUUGGGUCAUGAUGAUAUGUUUUAAUAUACAUAACUACAAUAAAUCAUUACUCAACACCAAAAUAUCUUACUGUGCUAGAGGUUAAGAUCUAAAAUUUUUAAUAUAAAUUUAAUGAAUUUGA